GAUUUGACGAAGUACGCCCUCUAGCGUUAUUAGUAUAUAUCUCUAUGGACCAAACCCACUUUUUCAUGUUUUUUAACAUCGACAGACUGUAGAGAUUUAACUGGAGGUUGUAUAAAUAUCAGUAUGUUUUCUCCGGUAUAUACCCAAACCAGGGCAACAUUAGCUCGAAUAAGAUGUCUUCAAGAGUGUAUCGAAUGCUUCCGUGACUCCAAAGAACUUCCAGAAGCGCUCUGUUACGUGCCGAGCGGCCUCGAGUUCAAACUUUCGCCGACAGCGACCCGAUUGAAUGUUUACAAAAAACCCGACCGGCAGGCAGAAUGUAUCAACACACUGACAUCAGAAACUGACAAUGAAAACACGGUGUAUGUUGCUGGACUAGCAAUGUGCAACUCUCAAGGGCAAUGGCUUACAAUAGAGAGGCCAGUUGAAGGCUGGGUGUUGUUGUAUGACAGCAAAGCAAGCCAGGAAGACCCCCCUACACUCCAACCAGUGGAAAUAAACAUAGCUAGUUCACCUUGCCAACUUCUCUUUGGAAAGAAGGUCACACCAAUAGAUGACUGGGAAGAGGUAAUAGAAGUGACCUAUAGCCUAAGGAUCGGUAAGCUCCCCACGAUGAGACCAGCCCACAUGGAAGGGGUGGAGAAUCUGAGAAAGGUCCCUCCUGUCUGGAGUCUGGAAUGUGAUGAGGAGCUAGCAAGGUUCCUUGGGGAACACACAGAUCAUGAGAACGAGAAGCUGGGGAGUGUUAAGCAGUAUGUGGAGUCUGUGGAUGUAUCGUCAAGCUGGGAUGAUGAGAGCGCAUCUUGCCUGACGGAUGGCGAUCCCACAACCUACUGGGAGAGUGACGGUAGACAGGGUCAACACUGGAUACGAUUGGGUAUGAGGCGAGGUACCAUUAUCAAGAAGCUGUUUGUCACAGUUAAUGCUCAUGAUGAUAACUAUAUGCCAACCCAUGUUGUAGUGAUGGCCGGUGAUAGGGAACAUCUAGUCAAGCUCAGUGAUCAUACCAUUGAACAGACAUUUUCAGGAGACAUCUGUAUCCUAGAAGACAUGACACAAUUCUACUCUACAGUUGAAAUCAGGAUAAAGUCUUGCAAGGAUGACGGGGUUGAUACUAGAAUACAUGGUAUCAAGAUCAAAUCUUUGAAAGAGAGAGAUCUCGGACUCAAUAUUGAUCUCUUUGAUAAGAAGGAACUAGUCAGAUACCCUAGGUUGGAGCUUAUAGACAAGGAGAAGUUAUACCAAAGAGCACUUGUCUUACAAAGGUUUAUUAAGUUACUAGACAGUGUGAUUCAUUUCAUUGUGCCUGCUUGGGAGUAUUCUGUGGGGUCUUUUCGUUCACUGGAGGUUGUUCGUCAGUUCUUACCUCUCUCUAAGAAGCGGAAUGGUCUCAUCCAUCACUUCCUCAGCCAAUCAGAAACCGGGAGGCCCUCUAGGAUGCCAAGAUUGUACAUCAACAGACGCAGUGCCGCCGAUCACAGGAUAGACCCCUUCAAGGAUCCCUCCGCCAAGAACUCCAUCUUCUCUCAGAUGUACGAAGGGCUGAAACCUAAGGAUAAGUUUGAGAAGCCAUUAGAUUUCCGAUGGCCUCAGCAGUAUGAUCAAUGGUGGGAGUGCAAGUUCCUUUCAGAAGGGAUCAUUGACCAAGGAGGAGGAUUCCGAGAUAGCCUGGCUGAUCUUGCAGAAGAACUUUGUCCAACAGGCAAAGAUGAUCCUAUUCCUUUACCUUUCUUUAUCAGAUCCCCAAAUCAGAACAACGAUGAUUCCAACAUCAACCGUGAUGUCUACUUGCCGAACCCAUCAUGUCGUCAGUUUGCCAAGUAUGAAUGGAUCGGGAUGCUGAUGGGAGCCUGUCUCAGAAGUAGAGAACACCUUGUUCUGUCAUUACCUGCCUUUGUGUGGAAGCUAAUGGGUUAUGAACAUGUAACUUGGUCUAGAGACUUCAAGACUGUUGAUGCAGCUGCCGUGAAGAUGAUAGAACUAAUAGAAUCCAUGGACAGAGAAACAUUUGAGGCUUCUUUUGCUGGUGAGCUGACUUACACCACUAGUCUUAGUGACCAGACUAUUGUACCCCUCAAGGAUGGUUGCACUGAUACGCAAGUACUGUAUGAUGACAGGAAUGAGUACUGCAGGCUGGUGAAGAAGGCUAGAAUGAAUGAAUGCACAGAACAGGUAGAGUCCCUGAGACAAGGUCUUUUGAAGGUCAUCCCUCAAGCUGUCCUUGACCUCCUGACCUGGCAAGAGCUCGAGAGGAAGAUCUGCGGAGAUCCUAUGAUCACGGUGGAGGACUUGAAGAAGACUACUUUCUAUGAAGAUAUUGAGGAAUUAGACGUCAGGGUCAAGUAUCUCUGGGAAGCACUCACUAAAUUCACCCAUGAGGAUAGAAGUCGUUUCCUGAGGUUUGUGACUGGUCGUAGACGCCUUCCUGCUCCUCUCUAUAUAUGUCCAGAUAGAGGAGACAAGGUUGAUGCCUUACCCGAGUCAUCUACAUGCUCCAACACCUUGUUCUUACCAGUAUAUUCAAGUGCAAAGAUCACAGAGGAGAAGCUGAGGUAUGCUGCGUAUAAUUGUGUUGCCAUUGACACAGAUAUGAGUCCUUGGGAUGAGUGAGAGGACACGGAUAUGAGUUUGUGGGACCGAAGACUGAUUUCUCCGCAGAGCACCAGUGACUAUGACGGAGAUAAAAUUGGGUCAACUGGAUGCAGAAAUUAGUGUGUGGGAUCAGAGACUGAUUUCCCCGCAGAGUGCAAGUGACUCUAAACUGAGAUCAUAUUGGGUCAACUGGACGCAGAAGUGAGUUUGUGAAUCCAGAAUCUGAUUUUCCUGCAGAGCACCAGUGACCAUGAGUUAGAUCACAUGGGUAAACUGGACACAGAAAUGAGUAUGUGGGACCAGAGACCGAUUAUAUCUCCAGUUGUUCCGUCAUCUCAGUUUGUAUAGGAUCUGCAUGUCUGUUCACGUACAAGGCUUUCACAUGCCAGGUUCUUCGGAGAGGGCGUAAAGCCGUUGACCUCUGGUUGCUCUCCUAGAUGUAUUAAUGCUUUCUUGGCAGUCAGAUGAAACAAACAACGUACCUACUAUCAUUACUUAGAUGGGUAAAUUCCUGGGCCAUUCAUUUUGGCUGUAGCUUGCCAUUGAAUGACACAUGGAACAUCCCUCAAGUUCUUUUAAGACCCUUCAGAGGUCAAGCAGACACUAUAUAUGUGUUGUAUGAAACUUUUUACCAUAAAAACUCUAAAUAAACUUGAAUUCUUGUGGUUACUACAAUUCUGCUUCAGUCUUUGACACCAAAAAAAAAACUGGUAGAGAAAUAAACAUAUGUUUUCCCUGUGAAAACUUGUAUGAACAUUGCCCAGCUAGGUUGUGACAUUCUUUCCUGCAUAAAUGCAGAUUUUGAGGCUUUAGACAUCUCAGACAGGCCCUUUUAGGGUAUAAUGCAAUCUAAAAGAUUUUGAGACAACAUCCUUCUAGUGUUCAAGUGAGAAUGAUAUCAUUCAUUAUUAUCAACUAGGGCAUUUUAACAGUGUAUUGAAAAUGUUAAUUUUGGUCCGCAUGAUUUGCACAAAAUUCCAAAGGCUGACAAAUCCCCAUAGGUGUACAGUAUGUACAAAACUUGAUGUGUAAUAUUGUGCCAUAUUGCAUAGACUAAUGAUUGAAAUAAUUGAAAGGUAAUAUUAAUUUGAUUGGAUGUAUUUUCUUUGUGGGGUACCAGAAAUACAUGUAUUCCAUUCAUCAGGGGCAAUAUUGCACUCAUCUGCAAUUCAUGCAAUAUUGGCUCCAAUUCUAUUUUGUCAAUGGUAGAAUUAUUUGGUAGUAGAUCAUUUUUGUCUGGAAUGAUAUUUUAUUUUUAUACAGUUUUUUCUAUGGUCCAUGCCAAAAACAGUAAUCAAUAUAUUGUAUUCGUUGAUGUUCUGAAAAAUGUUUUUUAUAAGAAUAAUAUUAUUGCAGAAGAAAACAAUAAAGCAAACCAAACUUGUGGCAUAUUUAUGGUAUCUCAUUCUACAUGUAAGUCAUCAGGGCCCCGUUGCAUAAAAGUCACUAUUAUAGUAACUUUGCCAUCCACUGGUAUCUACCAUGGUAACGAUGAUCAACGGCCAAUCAGAAUCAAGGAAUUUGGGGAAGUUACCAUUGCAUUGCAAAGUUACCAUAAUGGUAGAUUUUUUGCAACAGGGCCUUGACAUGAUAAUUAAUUAGCUUAAUGCAUUAUUACACAGGCAUUAACAAAUCUCACACUCACAAAAUGCAACAUGAGAAUGAUAUGAUUGUAUGGCAUCGAUCAUGUUAUUGACUACUGACAUGAGAUGUUUUGUUUUUCAAUGCUCAAUACAUGUAGAUACAUAUGAGAUUUGAUUGCUAACAUUUCUCUUGUUUCAGAGAAAAAAAGUGGAGAGAAUGUAUACAUUGCAAACUUUGAAAUCUUGAUGUGUAACAUUUCUGUAUACCAUUUCCGAUUAAUAAUGAUACAAGAAUAUAGUGAGGUUAACUUAUAUCGCUAUUAAUUAUAAUUCAUGUAUCCCUUUUAAUUUAUUGGGUUUUUCUAUCUUUCUGCCCUAGUUAUAAUAUAUUCUUCUGCCCUGAAAUACUUUAUCUGGACAAAAUGUACUUUUGCCAGCAUGCACAAAUACACUAUUUUUAACAUUAACAAAGGUAGUGGCCAUAAACAUAUUUGUAUGUUUUGUUGAUUCUGACUAAUUUAUUGUUACAUUCUAAAACUACUUUUUAAUUGGAAAUUUAAUUUUUAAUAUUACUAGUAUGACAAGAUUUUGUUAUAUUUUUUUCAGAUUCCUAUCAUGUAUGGAUAUCAUGUGAGGGGAAGUGUAUUUAUUUUGCUCUGGCAGAAUUUGUCAUUUGUGCAUCUUACAUUUAUACUAUGGAUGCUGAUGUAAUUCAAUUAAUAAAAUAAUAUCUGUAAAUGA
Messenger RNA from Lytechinus pictus (painted urchin), 4916 nucleotides. RefSeq names its product E3 ubiquitin-protein ligase HECTD3-like. The coding region runs from base 124 to 2610 and encodes 828 amino acids. Gene Ontology annotation, molecular function: ubiquitin-protein transferase activity. NCBI's taxonomy places the organism in Eukaryota, Metazoa, Echinodermata, Echinoidea, Temnopleuroida, Toxopneustidae. Gene Ontology annotation, biological process: proteasome-mediated ubiquitin-dependent protein catabolic process. The transcript is spliced from 20 exons. The record is from RefSeq and is a predicted model, not a curated record.